Phaeodactylum tricornutum CCAP 1055/1 is the source of this 635-nucleotide messenger RNA. RefSeq lists its product with no specific name. Lineage: Eukaryota; Bacillariophyta; Bacillariophyceae; Surirellales; Neidiaceae. The transcript has 2 exons. The coding region runs from base 105 to 422 and encodes 105 amino acids. The record is from RefSeq and is a predicted model, not a curated record.
AAAAAAAAAACACGUGAGGGGUUCGGCUUGCCACAAUCAACUACUACCACCUUCCCGCACGCCACACAAUCUAGAUCAACAAGCUUUAUUUGCUGCACCGAAUCAUGAUGUCUUUUUUCUUUACUAACGUACUUGUCCUAUUGGUUCUGUGUUUGGGAAUAUCUGUUAAUGGCUUUGUCCCCAAAUCGGUCCUCGCACCCCAGACCUUUGCCGCACGUCGCUCAAGUACGACUCAGGUAUACAACUUUUUCGGAGAACAAGAGCGCGAUUCCUUAACGCGCGAUUCAGAGCCGGAGCAGUUCUUUUCAACUAACACGGACAAAAUGUCCGACGAAGAAAAGCUUCCUAUUGCCAUUGCUGGGGUCGCCUUUAUCACCAUUCCUUUCAUCGCUGGUCUGAUUGCUCUCUAUGCUGCAAAAUAGGCAUGUUACGCCGUCGAUGAGCUCUCUACCAUGCAAAAUAAGACAUUUCCUGUCACGCCGUCUCAAUGCGAAUGCCUUUUACCAAUAGAACAGAAUCAACUUUUUACUCUAACCUGCAACUGUUCUCUUUGGACCAACCUGCGUCAGUCGACGUCUCUCAUCAAAACGUUCAACAAAUAAGCUAUUAGUAGAUGCACAAAUAUUCGUAUGUUU